Molecule: messenger RNA, 3195 nt
Organism: Equus caballus (horse)
Lineage: Eukaryota; Metazoa; Chordata; Mammalia; Perissodactyla; Equidae
Gene: MED4
Product: mediator complex subunit 4
Biological process (GO): regulation of transcription by RNA polymerase II
Cellular component (GO): mediator complex; core mediator complex
Molecular function (GO): transcription coregulator activity
Source: RefSeq, a predicted model, not a curated record
GGCCGGGAGGACUGACCUGGGACCGCCGGCCCUGCGUUGGCGCUGGUCCGGUGGGGACGGCCGCGCUCGGGAGACGGUGGCGUUCGGUCCCAAAGACAGUGCCCGAGGGUCUGCGACCUUCCGGGACUCCGAGAUGGCGUUUUUCUCCUUCGAGGACGUUUCAGUAAUGACAGUGACGCCGGAACUUCAAGACUGUCAGAACCGGAGCGGAUCUUAGAGGUUGCCUGGUGUGAGUCUUUUCGUCCACGACACUCGCCAGACAUUUAAGGAACACCCCCUGGGGGCCGAGCGCUGGGAGACGGUCGGUAGUGAGGGGGACUGGAUGCCGACUUGGAGGAGCCGGUGCAGGGGGGAGAGACAGAGGUGUCAACAGUGGCUGCGGCGCGGAGCCUGUUUUUAUCAGAGGCGUGCGCUGCGGGCUCCGGGAGCCCGGGGACCAGGCGCCUGUCCCGGUUGUACUUGGGGCGGGCUUCCUGGAGGAAGGACUGCACGGGAGGAAUGAGUUCAUCAGACUCCCUAGGCGGCAGGUGGUUGGAACAGCAUGUGCAAGGGCCUGGAAACAUGAGCACCCACUGCUGGGUGGUGGAAUUGCAAGUUUGGGAUGGCUGGAGUGAGGCGUGUGUGGCAGGGGUACAUGUCAUUCUCCUUAUUCUGUCAUCUUUCAUGGCAGUCUGUCAAGUUGGAGCCUUCCCUUAACGCCUUCACAUUCAGUUGGAUGUUAAAAUUGCUUUGCUUCUUUUAAAAUGUUGCUCAUAUUUGACCUCUCGUUCCCAUCUGCAUUCUCAUAACUUUUAUUAAUGCAGCCUCAACAGUUUUACUAGCACUAAUGCUUCUGCACUUUAUACUUCCAUAUUGUCCAAGAGCAGAGCUAUCUUUUUUCUUUUUGCUUUUGCUGAGGAAGAUUAGCCCUGAGCUAACAUUUGUGCCAGUCUUCCUCCACUUUAUUUGUGGGUCACUGCCACAGCAUGGCUGACAGUGGUGUAUGUUCGCCAGGGAUCCUAACCUGUGAACCCUGGCCACCCCUCCGAACGUAACCAGUAUGCCAUGGGGCAACCCCAGAGCCAUCUUUUUAAAAGGCAUCUUGUGUCACUUUUCUGCUUUAAAAUCUUUGGUAGGUUCCCAUUACUCAAUGAAAUUAAGUCCAAACUCUUUAGCUUAGUGUGCGAUAAGGCCUUUCUGCAUCUCCUCUUAAUCCAUCCUAUUAUCCCCAUUUGCUGCCACACCCCUCCUCCCUCCCAGACCCUUCCUGCCAGCCUGUGUGAAUGCUCCUCAUUCUAAAGCCAGCUGUACUUCCUCAUCUUCAGUGCCAUUUCCACUCCACCUUCAACUUGAUGAAUCAUUCAUUCAUCCUUCAGUAUCCAGCUCAAAUGUUACCUGUUCUGUAGCCACAUUCUUUGACAGCUUUAGAAUAAAUGUUACAUAUUGUAUUCCCUGACCUUCUAAUAAUUUAUUACCAUUUAUUUAUCUUUGCUGUGAAUUUAGUCCUUGCUAUAGCAGGCAUUACUUACCAGAUUACUACGUUAGCACAAUAGUAAAUGACAUAAUAAAAACCUAAAAACGCACGGACAGCAGAAGGUAAGUAGUUUUAUGUGUGUAAACCACUGUUUAGAUGGUAUUAGUCUCAAAUACUGCCUGACAAUAAAUAGGGCCCAUGGAAUUUUCAGCCAGCCAGCAGCCAACACUCAAAGGCACAAGGUGCCUGUCUUUGUGUGUUGCCGCUGUGUACAUGUUUACGCAGGUUAAUGCAAGUGGUGCUUUGUUUCCUUCUUUGUCUUUGUUGGCUUUGUAGUUUGUGGUGGAGAACUUGUCUGUAUCUUUAAUUAAUCCUAUCCAAUGAAUACCAGCAUGAUUUUUUAGUAAAAAGACCCCAGCAAGACAGUGUUCGUGGUAUGAAUUUUGCAGCUAAAUUAUUCGUGUCUCUGCUCUGUGUGACAUGACUCUUUGGGACGGCUAAUUGAAGCUUCAUUUAGUUCACGAGAACUUAUAGAAAUGCUGGCAAUUUCAAGGAACCAAAAGUUGUUACAGGCUGGAGAGGAAAACCAGGUCCUGGAGUUGUUAAUUCACAGAGAUGGAGAAUUUCAAGAACUAAUGAAAUUGGCACUUAAUCAGGGAAAAAUCCAUCAUGAAAUGCAAGUUUUAGAAAAAGAAGUAGAGAAAAGAGACAGUGAUAUUCAGCAACUACAAAAACAGCUAAAGGAAGCAGAACAAAUACUGGCAACAGCUGUUUACCAAGCAAAAGAAAAACUCAAAUCGAUAGAAAAAGCAAGAAAAGGUGCUAUCUCCUCUGAAGAAAUUAUUAAGUAUGCACAUAGGAUUAGCGCAAGUAAUGCUGUGUGUGCCCCACUGACGUGGGUUCCAGGGGACCCAAGGAGACCAUACCCAACUGAUUUAGAGAUGAGAAGUGGAUUAUUGGGUCAAAUGAACAAUCCUUCCACUAAUGGUGUGAAUGGUCAUUUACCAGGGGACGCUCUUGCAGCAGGCAGAUUGCCAGAUGUCCUUGCUCCACAGUAUCCAUGGCAGUCAAAUGAGAUGUCGAUGAACAUGUUACCACCCAAUCACAGUAAUGACUUUCUGUUGGAACCUCCAGGGCACAAUAAAGAAAAUGAAGAUGACGUAGAGGUUAUGUCAACAGACUCCUCGAGCAGUAGCAGUGACUCUGAUUAAAAAAACAUAUAAGAUAAAAAGCAUACAGAAUUGAGUACUGUAGAAUUCUGUUUCUUAAACGAUGGCAAACCUCUGAAAAUAGCCAGGUAAUAUUGGCUAUAGUGGAAUUGUGCAGCCCAUUAAAAUCACAGUGGACUUUCUUUUUAAAGCCAAAAAUCAUGGUUUCAGUUCUAAACCACUAGGUGAAUAUGUAAAGAAAAAUCAAAAUUUACUGUUGGAAAAAAAGAUUAUUCAGUUUGGUGCCAUCUCACCCUGUUCUUGUCCAGUUGUGUUGGAUUUGUACGUAGUUCUGGAAGUAAGAUUGGAGGGAAAUGACCAUGUACAUAUCACUAAUAGGCCUCCUGGAAUUAUUUAGAAAAGCAUUACAAAAAGGCAGCGGCUCACUGAAUGUACGUCAUAUCUCAAAAUAACAAAAACCCUCAUUUGAAAGUGAAGGCUGUUAACUUCUGUCAUAGAAACAGGAGAAAUUGUCUCAAUUUGUACUAUUUGUAAUUAUUGUAAUUUUUGUAAAUAAAGUCACUUUUGUUUGUA